Plasmodium gallinaceum is the source of this 3081-nucleotide messenger RNA. RefSeq names its product conserved Plasmodium protein, unknown function. NCBI's taxonomy places the organism in Eukaryota, Apicomplexa, Aconoidasida, Haemosporida, Plasmodiidae. The transcript has a single exon. The coding region runs from base 1 to 3081 and encodes 1026 amino acids. The record is from RefSeq and is a predicted model, not a curated record.
AUGGUUUUAAAAAAAAGUAAAAAUAAUAGUAAUAAUAAUAUAAAUAACACAUCUGAAAUUAAAAAAAAUUCAGCUUUAGUUGAUUCUUUAAAUGCAAAGAAUAAAAAGAAAAAAAGAAAAUACCAUGAAAAAUUACCUGAUUUUUCUUGUUUAAAAAAAUUAAUAUAUGAACAAAAAAAAAAAGAUAAUUCAUAUAAUUUAUUUUCAUUCAAUGAUCCAUAUAUAAAAGAGAAAAUUGAUAAAUUUAAUAAAAUAAUUGAAAACAGACAAGAAUAUUCAAAUAUUGAAACUAAUGAAGAAGAUGAAAUUACUAAAAAUUUUUGUGAGACUUCAACUUUUGGAUAUACUUUUAUUGAUAAAGUUUCAAAUUUUGCAAAUAAAGAAGAUAUAGAAGACUUAAUACAACAUGAUGAAGAAGAUGAAGAAGAAGAAAAUGAAGAAUUUAAUGAAAAUGAAAAAAGGGAAAAAAAUAAAAAAAGAGAAGAAUGUAAUAAAGGAGUAGAAAGAAAUAAAGAAGGAAAUAUAUUUAAUAAAAAAGGUAUUAUAGACUUAAAAAAGAAGGAUAUGAUUUUAGACCAAUUAAAAUUAAAGUUUGAUGAAUUUAAAAUAGAUACAUUAACUAUUCCUCAAAAACCUGUUAACUUUAUUGAUGAAAAUGGAAAGGAGAAAAAGAAACUUUUUAUUUUUAAUAUAAAUAGUAACAAUAAUAAAAAAAAAAAUGAAAAAAAAAGAAUUCAAAUAAUAUAUGAUGAACAAAAAACAGAAGAUAAAGAGGAUAUUGUAACCCUUGUUAAUAAAAUAAAUGAUCAGAAGGAAUCCUAUUUAUAUUUUGCUGUUAAAGAUAAUGAAUUAUUAUUAAAUAGAAAUAAUGAUUAUUUUAGUAUAAUGAUGCAUUAUUUAUGUGAAAAAUCAAGUAAUAUAAAUAUUCAGAUGUUAUAUUAUCUAAUCAUGAAACCUCCCAAUAUGGAUAUGUUGUUAUAUUUGAUUUUGACUUAUUAUAAAUUUAAUUUUUUAGAUAUUUUAGAACAUUAUGAGAAUAUUUGUAUUAAUAACAUUAUUGAAAGUACCUUUGAAGAAAUUUCCUUAUAUGACUACUAUUAUUAUUUUUUUCAUAUCCUUGAAAUAUCUCAUGAACAUUAUUAUAUGUCAAUAGAAUUAUUUAAUGGAAUGAAGUUUUUGUUAGAUAAAUAUAAUUUUUUUUUAGGCAGAAUGCAUAAGAAUUCAAUUUUCUCUAAAACCAAAUUUGUUUUAGGUAUGGGUGAUAUUCAGAAUAUAAAAAAUAUUUUUUUAAAUACACAUAAUAAAAACUCAAAAAUUGAAAAUCAAAAAGUUCAAGAAAACUUUAAAAACAAUGAAGAUAGUACAACAGAUGGAAGUGAAAAUGAAAAUAAAAAAGAUCCUAUAGUUAACAAAAAUAAUGAAGACGAAAAAAAUAUUAUAAAUAGAAAAAAUGGUGCUUUACAGUAUAUAUUAAAUACAAAACUAGAUUUUAUAAAUUAUCAACAAAAGAAUUUUUUUAACGAAACACACUGGGAUGAAAUAGAAAACUACUAUCAUUUAAACAAUUUAGACAAACUAGUAUAUUUUACAAAAGAUUUAUAUUAUAAAUUUACGAAAAAAAAUAUAUAUAUGAAAUUAAAUGAAAUAACUUGUGAACAAAAACAUUUUGAUAAAAUACAAAUUAUUGAAUAUUGUAAAAAAAAAAUUCCAUUCUACAAAAAAAAUGUCAAAUUUAUGAACUUUUUGGGGGUAUAUUCUCAUUCUUUCAUCUGGCAAAUAUAUUGUCUAGAAUUGGAACUAUUUUGUGUGUUAAAAUUCAAACGAAUCAAUUCCGAAUUUAUAUCUCAUAAAGAAAAAUUUGAAGAAGAUAAAGAAAAAGAAAAAGAAAAUGAAAAGAUAAAUGAAAAACAUUUAGAAAAUUUCAAUAAAAAUAUUAUAAAAACUAAUAAUGAUUUUUCAAGAUAUGAUGACAAUUUUCCUAUUUUAAAAGAAAACAGUGACUUUAUUAAUGAUGAAGGCAUAAUAAAAAUGUUAUAUAAAAAUGAAAAAGUAAAAAAUGAAUUAAAUGAAAGAAAAAGGGAAAACUUUUAUAAUUUAAAAGAUAUUGAAGAUGAAAUAAAUAAUGCAUUAAUUGUUUUCAAAAAUUAUGUUAAAGAAAAAAAUAUACAAAAUUUAUUUUUUCCAAUUUCUGUGGAAAUGGAUAAAAAUUUAGUUGAAAAAACUAAGUAUAUUAAUGGAACUCCUUUAAAUGAAUUUAUAUAUAGUGAAUUUUUAUCAGGGAUUGACUUAAAAUUACGAGUUUUUAAGUUAAAAUGUAUAAUAUUAAAAAUAAUUAAAAUUAUUUUAACAUUUUUAAAUUUUGAUUUUCUUAUUAUUCUUAAAUGUUCCAGGUUAUUUUUGAAAGAAGAUAAUCUACUUAUAAAUGCAGGGAUGCCUUUAGGUUUAUUAUCAAAUAAUACAUUGUGCUUUCUUUUAAAUAAUAUUGAUGAAACGAUAGCAACAAAAACAUAUAGUAAAACUAUUUUUUAUUAUUUGCCACCAGAAAUAAUAAAUAAACUAAAUACACUUAAUAAUGAAAAUGUAAAAGAGAAUAAUAAAAAAGAUAUGAAUUAUAAUCCUUAUGAAAAAAAAUUCGAUAAUAAUAAUUGUUUUUUAUUUGAUGAUAAAAUAAAAUUACAAAAAGCAUAUUCAUAUAUGAUUGGCAAGAUAUUUGAAGAAACAUUAAUCGACACCUUUACAGGAGACAAGUUUGACUAUUUCAAUUUUGAUGAAAAUGUUAAAGAUUUUUUGUUAUGCUGUCUUGAAGGGGAUCCCGAACAAAGAGAACCUCUUGAAAAUUUAUUAAAUCACAAAUGCUUUUUUGAUUGUUUCGAUCUAUAUAUAAAUAUUUAUGAUGAUAAGAUUAAUUCUUAUAAAAAUGAUAAAGAAAAGGCAAUUCGAUUACGAGAUUUGAACUACAUAAAUAAUUUUGAUUAUAAUAAUAUUUUUAGUAUACCAUCUGAACAUUCAUCUAGACCACCUUCAUUUUCUCAUUCGAAAUCAAUUACAGAAUCUAGUCAGCUCUCCACUUCAAAUACGUAG